This is a messenger RNA of Papilio polytes (common Mormon), 1239 nucleotides long. Its product is annotated as probable cytochrome P450 6a13. Gene Ontology annotation, molecular function: monooxygenase activity; oxidoreductase activity, acting on paired donors, with incorporation or reduction of molecular oxygen; heme binding. The annotation marks the transcript as partial. The transcript has 2 exons. NCBI's taxonomy places the organism in Eukaryota, Metazoa, Arthropoda, Insecta, Lepidoptera, Papilionidae. The record is from RefSeq and is a predicted model, not a curated record.
GCAACUAGCUUCACGCUGCACCAGCUCGCCUACCACCCGGCGGCGCAGCAGAAGGUGCAUGAGGAGAUAGAUGCGGUACUCAGUAAAUACAACAACAAGCUGUGUUACGAUGCAGUGAAGGAGAUGACGUACCUCGAGUGGACUUUCAAGGAAGCCAUGAGAAUGUUUCCUUCCCUCGGUUUUUUAAUAAGAGAAUGCGCAAAAAAAUUCACAUUUCCCGAAAUCGAUUUGACCAUCGAUGAAGGAGUCGUGGUUAUGAUUCCCGUUCAGGCGCUGCACAAUGAUCCUAAAUAUUUUCAAAAUCCGGACGAAUUUAGACCAGAAAGAUUUAGUCCGGAGGAGUUUCAAUCUGUAGAAAAAUUCGUGUACCUGCCGUUUGGCGCAGGACCGCGAGCUUGUAUCGGCGAGCGGCUGGGGCAGAUGCAGUCGCUGGCGGGGCUGGCGGGCGUGCUGGCGCGCUGCGAGGUUGCGCCGGGUCCGAGCACACUCCGCGUGCCGCGCGUGCACCCCGCCUCCGACAUCGUGCAGUGCAUUCGCGGCGGCCUGCCUCUGCGCUUCAUACCGCGAACACCAAAACCUUAGUAGCUUCAUAUAGAGUAGGUGAUUGUUAUUUGUUUACAAAUGUGCUGUGAUAAGUGUAUUAUUUAGUUUUUCUAUUCAAGAAGUUUGAGUUUAAAUACAUAUAAUGUUAUAACGACCCAAUACAUAACGUAUGUUUAACGAGAGACAUUCAUACAUAUGUAUGUGUGUAUACAUGUGGGUACAAUAAGAUAUCUGUAAAACGCGACGCGACGUGCCCAGCACGAGGCGGGCGUCGUCAUCGAGUCGUCGCCGGUGACCAGCGAAGACGCAGGAACGUCUUGCAAACAUUGCAACAAGCGUUCACUUAAUUUUACUUUAUUAUUACCUUACUAGCAUGUGAUACUUUUAUUAGAGAAUUUUUAUCAAUAUUUUUUUGUGAAGCUAUCGACAUAGAAAUGCUAUGUAAUAUAUCUUAAGAAAUAACAUUGACGUUGCCUUUAUUAGUAUUUCGUGAUGGUAAUUUAAUUGUCGCACAUAACUUUUGGUAGCAAUUACUUUUAUCUAGUAUUUUAUCAAUAUCAAUAGCGAAAGACAUUUCAUUUUAAUGACGUUAUGAUGUGCCUCGGAGCAAUAAUUUUUUUAUUGAAUUGUUUUACGUGUUUCACUUUAAUGUUAUGUAUAAAGAUAGAAAUGAAUAAAAAAUAAAGCUUAUAACAA